Molecule: messenger RNA, 1221 nt
Organism: Lonchura striata (white-rumped munia)
Lineage: Eukaryota; Metazoa; Chordata; Aves; Passeriformes; Estrildidae
Source: RefSeq, a predicted model, not a curated record
CCUCCCUCCCGCCGCGGCCCCGCGGCGCGGGGCCCGCCGCAGCGCAGCCGCUCUGAGUGACUCUUGAUGGAAGAACACGGAGUGACCCAGGCAGAGCACAUGGCGACCAUCGAGGCCCACGCCGUGGCCCAGCAGGUGCAGCAGGUGCACGUGGCCACCUACACGGAGCACAGCAUGCUGAGCGCCGACGAGGACUCGCCCUCCUCGCCCGAGGACACCUCCUACGACGACUCCGACAUCCUCAACUCCACGGCCGCCGACGAGGUCACCGCUCACCUGGCGGCUGCAGGCCCUGUGGGGAUGGCAGCAGCUGCUGCCGUGGCAACGGGGAAGAAAAGGAAGCGACCUCACGUGUUUGAGUCCAACCCCUCCAUCCGGAAGAGGCAGCAGACACGUUUGCUCAGGAAGCUCCGGGCCACGCUGGAUGAGUACACCACCAGAGUGGGCCAGCAGGCCAUCGUCCUGUGCAUCUCACCCUCCAAACCCAACCCUGUCUUCAAAGUGUUCGGUGCUGCACCCUUGGAGAACGUGGUACGCAAGUACAAGAGCACCAUCCUGGAGGACCUGGAGUCGGCGCUGGCCGAGCACGCCCCGGCCCCUCAGGAGGUUAACUCGGAGCUGCCACCCCUCACCAUCGAUGGCAUCCCCGUCUCCGUGGACAAGAUGACCCAGGCACAGCUGAGAGCCUUCAUCCCCGAGAUGCUGAAGUAUUCCACGGGUCGUGGGAAGCCAGGCUGGGGCAAGGAGAGCUGCAAGCCCAUCUGGUGGCCCGAGGACAUUCCGUGGGCCAACGUCCGCAGCGACGUCCGCACGGAGGAACAGAAGCAGCGGGUGGAGCAGAACUGGGCGACGCUACAGGGUGGGGAGAUGACCAUCCAGACGACGCAGGCCUCGGAGGCCACGCAGGCGGUGGCCUCCUUAGCCGAGGCGGCGGUGGCGGCGUCGCAGGAGAUGCAGCAGGGAGCCACCGUCACCAUGGCACUCAACAGUGAAGCCGCUGCCCACGCCGUAGCCACGCUGGCCGAGGCCACCCUCCAAGGAGGGGGACAGAUUGUCCUGUCUGGGGAAACUGCAGCGGCGGUCGGGGCGCUCACCGGAGUCCAGGAUGCCAAUGAGCUGAAAAUGUCGCUGCAGGGGAAGGCUGGAGGCUCGUCUGACCCGGGGGCACUCUGCGAGCUGCGGGCCCUUAAUGGCUCUCAGUGGGUGCAGGGUGCAACCUGA